AUUUCCUUUCAACGUCAGGCAUUAAAUUUCUUGUGCGUAUCUCUUCACAUAUGUUAUUUGUAGGAAAUUUCUCUAUGGAACGCCAGAAAGCAUUAUGCGAGUUUUUCUCUGGAUUCUGGUGUCUUCAAUCUUUAAAAAUUUCUAAUACAACAACAACUAACAAUCACCAUCAUCAGGACAACGAAAAGAGUCUAUCGAUAUCUUCAUCGACUCCAUCGUCCCCAUCAUCAUCAUCACCCUUGUCCAAUGUAUAUAAUGUCUUAUCAAGUAAACAUGCUAUUUGUGUUCAAGCGACAAUGUUAUGUGAUACUCUACCAGAUUGUGAUUUAAGAGUACCUAUGAAUCAAGUGAAUUUAUCACAAGAUGAAACAAAUUGUAAUAUUAUGAUUCCAUCAAAUUAUUCUUUGAAAAAAUUUUCUAAAUUAUUGUAG
Schistosoma turkestanicum is the source of this 431-nucleotide messenger RNA. The record is from the annotation of a GenBank genome assembly. Lineage: Eukaryota; Metazoa; Platyhelminthes; Trematoda; Strigeidida; Schistosomatidae.